This is a messenger RNA of Dromaius novaehollandiae (emu), 1645 nucleotides long. It is a transcript of the gene REX1BD, whose product is annotated as required for excision 1-B domain containing. The record is from RefSeq and is a predicted model, not a curated record. The coding region runs from base 79 to 531 and encodes 150 amino acids. Lineage: Eukaryota; Metazoa; Chordata; Aves; Casuariiformes; Dromaiidae. The transcript has 5 exons.
GCCGCGCUCCGCCUCCGCGCCGCCCCGGGCCUGCGCGCACCGCGGCCGCCGCGCUGCGACCCGAGCGGGCCGCGGGCCAUGACGGACGACGCCGUGCAGGCGCUGCUGCGGCGCUUCUACGCCCUGCAGGGCGAGCGCCUGGAGGCCUACCGGCUCUUCGAGGAGGGCCACCGGGCGUACCUGCGCGGCGCGCCCCACUACGACUUCCCGCGCUACCGGCAGCUGGUGCACGAGGUCACGGUGGCCUUCGGCGGCAUCUCCCGGGAGGUGCUGCAGCUCCAGCGGCGGCUGCGCCAGGAGCACGGCCGCCCCGAGCUGGCCCAGCACCUGGCCCGCGUCCAGGAGCGCGAGCAGGAGAAGCUGCAGCUGACGGCGCGGCUCCAGCUGGCCCGGCAGCGCGCGCAGGAGCAGCCCGGCGUGGCCGCCCAUGAGCAGGAGGUGCGGGAGCUCAAGCACAGGCUAAUUAAAACCAUGGAGGCAAUCAGCGAAAUUCUCCAGGACCUCAAGUACGAUUCGGAAGAAGCCGAGUGACGGGCGUCCCCGUGGGAAUGGCGGGGGGGGCCGGGCGCUGCCCGCGGCACGGGGUGGGCACGGCCCCUGGCGUGGCCCCCCGCGGCCCCGGUUUGGGUGCAACCCCCCCCCCCGCCCCGGCAAGGCGCUCGCGGCAGGGCGGCCCGGCCCGGCACCCCCCCGGGCGCUGGCACGGCGGCGCGCGCCUUUGGCUGCCCGCCGCGGCCCCGUCCCCGCGCGCUCCGCUGACGCAGGCCCCCGGGGGCUCCGAGAGGUUUAUUGGCAUUAAGCUCAAAUCUGUUCCUAAUUGACUGCAAUGUAACCAAAACGCGGCUGGUUCGAAUCAAACCGAGAGCAGGCACCGGGCGAACCCCGUCGGUGCCGGCCGGGCCCGCGCGGCUCGCCGGGGACGGACCCCCGCCGCGGCCCCCCCACGGCUCCAGCCGCCCCCCCGGGAGCCGGCGGGCGGCUGGGCCGGGCCGGGCCGGGCGCGGGGCUGCCGGCCGCCCCGGCGAGGAUGCGGGGGGCCCCGGGCGGGCGCCGCUGCCGCCCCCGCCUGCCGUCCUGCCGGCGCUCAGCGCCGCGGGGGCUACAACUUAUCGCCGGGUAGCACCUGCGAGGAGAGCACAGCCCUGCGUCGAGGCCGCCGCCGGGCGCCCCGGUCCCGAGCGUCCCCCCCAUCGUGGGUGCCCCAACCGAGCAUCGCACCCCGGCCCCGAGCAUCCCCCGUGUGGGUGCCCUGGCCCUGAGCAUCUGCCCCCCAUGGGCACCCCGGCCCCGAGCAUCCCUCUGUGGCACCCCGGUCCCGAGCAUCCCCUCCCCGCGGGUGCCCCGACCCUGAGCAUCCCCCCCCCCGCAGCACCCUAGCCCUGACCAUCCCUCUGUGGCACCCCAGCCCCAAGCAUCCCUUCCCAUGGGCACCCCAUCCCCGAGCACCCCAUCCCCGAGCAUCCCUCCCUGCGGGCGCUCCAGCCCCGAGCAUCCCUCCGUGGUACCCCGGCCCCGGGCAUCCCUCGCCAUGGGCACCCCGGUCCCGAGCAUCCCUCCGUGGUACCCCGGUCCCGAGCAUCCCCCCCCCGCGCCGCCACCGCGCCGGGAGCCGGGAGAAGAGAAACAAGUGCGAAAAGGGUCCUUA